Aspergillus ochraceoroseus IBT 24754 is the source of this 762-nucleotide messenger RNA. RefSeq names its product glutathione S-transferase gliG (gene gliG). The transcript has 2 exons. Bases 1 to 762 code for a protein of 253 amino acids. The record is from RefSeq and is a predicted model, not a curated record. Lineage: Eukaryota; Fungi; Ascomycota; Eurotiomycetes; Eurotiales; Aspergillaceae.
AUGGCCUCUACUGGGGAAGACCUUUCCAUCCGCCCCGCGGUCCCUGAAGAUAAGCUGGUCCUUUAUGUCAAGAAGGCCAGCCCAACCUCAACCGCCAACUCAGUCAAGCCACUGAUGCUCAUCGAGGCCUUGGAGAUCCCCCACGCCAUCCACAUCAUCAACUCAACUAGCAAGGAGACAUGGUUCCACGCUGUGAAUCCGUACAAAAUGGUUCCUGCCAUGGAGGACUUUGAAAUCUACGAACGCAACGGCAAGCCUCGGCGGCUGAAUGUAUUCGACAGCUCUGCAUGCUUGACCUACCUCGCAGAGAGAUAUGACAAAGAUGGCCUCUAUGGGGGCAAGGAUCUUUGUGAGCGAACCAUCAUCAUGAACUGGUUGAUGUCUUAUACCGCUGGAUUGGGAGCAACAGGAAAGAUCUGGCUCCUUAUGAAGAUGCCAAAGCCCGUGGAUAUUGGUGAAUCACUGUCGGUACUCGUUCGGUAUAUUCGGACGGAAUAUUCCUUUCUGGAAGCUCGACUGAACGAACCCGACCAGCAAUAUAUAGCCUUGCCUGACCGACCAACAAUUGCAGAUUUUGCAAUAUUACCCCUGGCAAAUGAAACGGUUGCUGCAUCGGCUGAUAUUGACUUUAAUGAGUGGCCGAAACUGAAGGAAUGGAGUGAGAGGGUUAGUGUGUUUCCUCCGGUUGCAAGGGCGCUGCAUAGAAUUGCUCGAUUUGGAUUAUCAGAAGACGAGAUUGCCGGACUAGAUUCGAGUAAUUAA